AUGGCCGAUGACUUUCGCUCUCCGCCUCUUGUUCUUCGUGGCAAUUUUCCCACAGAAGUCUCCUGCAUCGUAGAGGCGGAAGCAAACCGCGGAAUUCUGUUGUCGUUCAACCCCCCUCUUCCGUGUCAUGCAGACGUAGAAGACCCACGUCUCUCCUAUGCAGACGAUACAGUAGGCGUCACUCCUUCCCCGUUCGAUGGCGGUGAUAAACUUCGCUCGCCGAUUCACAAUGUCAGGCUUCUCGAAGACGUAUCGUUGUCCGCUGUUGAUCCUCAAACAGAUUAUUUGGAAAUUAUCACAACCGAAAUGCAGGGAGUGCAAAUGCAAUGGAUUCGUAAGCGAGGCGCGAUUAUGCCUGAGGUUUUGCAGUUUUCAAAGCACAGUAUUUGGACUAGCGAAGAUGUGCCGCUAAUGUAUGGAACUGUGAAAGAUGAGGAUCACUCACUGUAA
This is a messenger RNA of Cylicocyclus nassatus, 450 nucleotides long. NCBI's taxonomy places the organism in Eukaryota, Metazoa, Nematoda, Chromadorea, Rhabditida, Strongylidae. The record is from the annotation of a GenBank genome assembly.